AGGUCAAAAUUGCCGUCUAAUGAAUGCAAAGUUCGACUCAAACUCCUACUCCUUUCAAGCUAAUUAACACCAACUCUCUCUCUCUCUCUCUCUCUCUCUCUCUCUACUCCUUUCUGGCUAAUUAACACCAACUCUCUCUCUCUCUCUCUCUCUCUCUCUCUCUCUCGCUAAUUAACACCAACUCUCUCUCUCUCUCUCUCUCUCUCUCUCUACUCCUUUCAGGCUAAUUAACACCAACUCUCUCUCUCUCUCUCUCUCUCUCUCUCUCAUGGAAAGCAAGGAAGUAGUAAAGCUUUUGGGAUUCUGGGCAAGCCCAUUUCCCUUUAGAGUGGAGUGGGCUCUGAGACUGAAGGGCGUAGAGUAUGAAUACAUUGAAGAAGACCUCUUUAACAAGAGUCCUCUGCUUCUGGAACUGAACCCAGUUCACAAGAAGGUGCCAGUGCUGAUUCAUGGAGAAAAAGUGAUCCCCGAGUCGUUCGUAAUUCUUGAGUACAUCGAUGAGACGUGGAAACAAUUUCCACUUUUGCCUCAAGAUCCUUACGACAGAGCCAUGGCGCGAUUUUGGGCCAAAUUUGCAGAGGAGAAGUUUUGGAUGAAUGCAUGGAGGGCUUUGUGCACCGAGGGAGAAGACAAAGAAAUGCAUCUGAAAGAAGCCUUGGAGUCCUUGGAGAAGAUAGAGCAAGAGUUGAUCAAAGGGAAAUGCAAGUUUUUCGGAGGGGAAAGCAUUGGUUACCUGGACAUUGCACUUGGGGUGAUCUCUCACUGGCUUCCUGUUUUUGAGGAAAUUGGAUCCGUGACGAUCGUAGACCCAAUCCAGUUCCCAGCCACCGCCAGUUGGAUGGAAAAUUUCCGCAACCACCCCGUGGUCAAGGACAAGUUGCCGCCGAGAGAUAAGAUGGUUGUUUAUUUCCAGUGGCGAAGCAAGGAAAUUCGUGCCAAAAUGGCCCCUGUUACCAAAUCUUAAAAUAAGUGACUAAAAAGUAUCGGAAUAAAUGAGAUCGCAUGCUCUCAACGACGGAGGGGAUUUGAAAUAAACACAUAUUGUACGAGUUGCUUCAUUUACCUUGGCUACUUAUCUUUUCCUCAUUUACCUAAUAUGAGUACACGUGCUCGCUCGUUCGUUCUUUA
This is a messenger RNA of Rhododendron vialii, 1128 nucleotides long. Its product is annotated as probable glutathione S-transferase. Bases 269 to 964 code for a protein of 231 amino acids. Gene Ontology annotation, molecular function: glutathione transferase activity. Gene Ontology annotation, biological process: glutathione metabolic process. NCBI's taxonomy places the organism in Eukaryota, Viridiplantae, Streptophyta, Magnoliopsida, Ericales, Ericaceae. The record is from RefSeq and is a predicted model, not a curated record. The transcript is spliced from 2 exons. Gene Ontology annotation, cellular component: cytoplasm.